This is a messenger RNA of Strongylus vulgaris, 213 nucleotides long. The record is from the annotation of a GenBank genome assembly. Lineage: Eukaryota; Metazoa; Nematoda; Chromadorea; Rhabditida; Strongylidae.
AUGUAUUCUGCUUUGGAAAUUGCUCUCCGCUCUGUUCGUGCUGAAGACGAGCUGAACAGUCUUGGUGCCGGUGCCCUCACAGGAGCAAUAUACCGUAGUCCAUAUGGUCUACGGGCUAGUGGAAUCGGCGCUCUUGUUGGACUACUUCUUUCGGCAGCGUGGACAAUAGCGAAUCCAGACAGCAGGCAACGAAUCUCGGAAAUAUUUGCUUGA